Molecule: messenger RNA, 5952 nt
Organism: Leptomonas pyrrhocoris
Lineage: Eukaryota; Euglenozoa; Kinetoplastea; Trypanosomatida; Trypanosomatidae
Exons: 1
Coding region: 1-5952 (1983 amino acids)
Source: RefSeq, a predicted model, not a curated record
AUGCGCAAUCCAGUAGGUGGCGACAACGCUGCCGCAGAGCAGCUGGUCGUGCUGCGGAUGCUGCGGCUCUCAGCACGACGCAGCGCCGUUGCGGAGCUGCGCGCAGAGCAGGCCGCGAAUGUGUCCUUUCCAAAAUCCCAUCCGUCCUCCUCUAAUACGCAAGCGGAGCGCAAGGCAAUCGCAGAGGAGGAGGAGGACGAAAAUUUUACUGUGGUGGGGGCGGUGCGGUGCCCAAGCGGCGAGGCUUCUCCAAAGAAGGACUCGUGCAACGCCCACCGUCCACUGUCUUCCACUUCCAACUCAGUCGCUCACGAACCGACGCACCUUAUCGUUGAGGUGCCUCGCAGCUACAGCGACACACCGACGGAGAAAGAGAACACAUCAACGCGGGAGAAGAAGGCGGAGGUCAAGGUGGAAGAGGAGGCGUCGUUGGUGCCCGUGUCGUCCACCUCGUCUACCGCCGCCUCUCCGCCAUCGCCGCUCUCUCCGAUGCGACGCAUGAUGGCGAUGAAGGGCGUGCGCCCGAUGCAGCCGCCACGCAGCAGGGACGUCGUCCCACCCCAUCGAUCGCGCCUCAACAUCCGCAACAGCACUAGCAUCAACAACGGUGAUAAUGAUAUUCUCACCCCCCUCAGCCGCGAAGGCAGCAGUGGGGAAGGGGGAGGGGGCGAUGCAGGUCUGCCGAGCGGCAGCAGCGGCAGUGCGAGUCGUGGCAGUCGCGUGGAGGCGGCGAAGGCGUCGCUGCAGCAGCAGGUGGUGCACCGUUCGCUUUCGUCACUUGGGCUGCCCGUGUGGACGGGUGUAAGCGUGGCCGUGCAGCGGCGACGCGGCACGACACUGCUGGAGGACUCGCCGACGGUGCCGAUGAAUGCGGGGCGCGCGGCGUUUCCGUUGACCGAUGGUUUAGACAGGGCGGAGAGGGGUGCGGUGACGCUAACGGUGCCCCACGGAGAGGGCGGGGGAACGGCGAAUGGAAAAGACUCUGUCGACGUGUCAAAGCAGGACACACCGUUGAAUGGCAUUAGCACAGCGGCAGCGACAGCCACCACUCUCUCUCCUGUGGCCGCGGUGUCGUCCCUUUUAGACCUCGCAGACGUCGACGACGACGGCGGCGGACGCGACGGGCUUACCUCCCCCAUCGAGACCCGAUCCUUUGCCGAAUUUAUCCAGCGCCUGUACACCGCUCCGCUCCCCCCCGCACCCACCCCUCUCAACUACGACACCGACAGCGGCAGGGCGCCGGCCACCACGACACCAGUUAAAGCGGACGUGGGCGGCAUGCCGUGUAGGACAGUCCAGCACUUCACCCCGCUGACGGGCGCCGGCUCUCUCGCAGCGACCUCGCCCGGCGCGAGUGAGAAGUCGCUGACGGCGUCGUCGUCCCUCGCACAGCCGUUUCUUAUCCUUACCUCUCCCCCUCCCUACGCGGAAGCCGCGCCGCAGCACGCCAGCCUCGGAGCAGGGACCUUCACCACAGCGCAGCAACUCAUCGCGCACGCCCGACUGACGCAGCGGUGGACAAUUGCGGCCUCGCGCAGGUGGUACCGCUCGAACACUGACAGCACCGACAAGGAGAAUAAUAGUAACGCCGCGACGCCGCUGUCUUGCGCGGAUUUGCUGCUGCAACAGCAGCGGCAGCCGUCGUCCUUGAUGGGGUGCAAGCCGUCGGCGAGCAGCAGCAAGAGUGCCGCCGCCGCAGCGAUGCGUUCACCUUUCGUGCAGGACGGCGACUCAACGUUGGUGAGUGAUCGUGUGGACGCCGUGCUGCCGACGUGGGCGUUCCUCGCCUCCCACAUAGCCACUGCGCCGCUAAUGUCGCCCCUCGCUGGUCAGCCGCUCGGCCCGGCAGCCGAGUCGACCGCGUCGCUAUCGUUGUCGUCGCCGCCGGCGAGCCGUCGCACGCGGCAAAGCCGUAACAGCAGCUUCUGCAGCUCCGCGACGAGCGCUGCCGCUCGCGACAACGAGAGCUGGACCAAGGAGGGGCGGUUUGACCGGCAGUCCUGCCUGUUCCCGUACGACCUAGCGGAGGCGUGCGCGUUGGGACGACUGCGGCGCGGCAGUCCACCACCCCGCAGCGGAGAGGUAGGUGUGGCGGAGGGUGCGGCCGCGUCGUCGAGCUCGCUGCAUCUCCUUCGUUUAGAGUUUCUGGUGGAUGUGCAGCCGCUUCCCCCGGCCGUGUGCAACGCCUCAUCCGCAGCGCGGCAGGCGCUGCUAGAGCAGGCCCUCGAGGACUUCGCCGAGUCCGGUGUGCUGCCGACGACGGUGCUGCGCAGUGUGUUGAACGACGCGGCGCUGCGGUUGCUGUGUAGCGUGGACAACGCCGUGCUACGGCGCAUUGCGAGGGAUGGUGUGGCUGGCGCAAAGGCACAUAAUGGGAUAGAAGGCACGACGACGACGCCACUCUCAGCGGAUGCCGUGGUUGCCGCCACCGGGUCGGAGCCCACCGCUGCGCCGUGGCGUGCGGAGGCCGUGCCGUUGAGUCUGCACGUGCACACCGUACAGGGCGACUUGUCGACGGCUGCUCUUAGCUCGGCGCACUCCGCCGCGGCCUCCACGAUUUCGGAGGACGCGGACUCGCUCUGGCCCGUCAGCGUGACGGCGGCUUCUGCCGCUCCCACCCAACUGAUCAUCACCGUGCUGACGCACGUCUCGCGGACGCCUCUGUCGCCCGCCGUGGACGACGAAAGAGAAAAUCAAUCCGAGUGUCCGGCAGCUUCAACCCACCCCAACAACGCAGGCCAUCACGCAAUGACCGCGGACACCGCCCUCGCCCUCGCCCAGGCUGUGCUGGUGCACCUCUUUCCAGUGUCGUUUGCACUCUCCUACCACACCACACGACUGUCUGUCUCGAGCGUGGUGGACUACGACGCGCUCUGCAAGGUGCCGGACAAACCAGCAGCGGAGCACCUGGAGAACGCAAACGGCGAAACCAAUCCCCCUCCAGCGUCCGCGACCGCACCGCGACCGUGGACGUGGGUCGACGUCGAUCUCACAGAGCUGCGCGCGGCGUGCGGGGUGGCGGAGCGGCCGCCGCCUUUGUCGAACCUGCACGCUGUUGAAGAGCCGCUCGCUGCGCAUGACGUUGGCGGCGCCUUCCAUGGACUUCCACGCUCGGACUCGCCGGUGGCCUCGCGCACGAAAACACGCACGCGACGCUCAAAGAAGACGUCAGCGGCCUCGUCGAACGCGACGGCUCCGCCUGCCGACGGAAUGCCGGCAACGACGACCGCUGCAGCUAACGGCAUCCAUCCACAUCAAACGCACGCGCUGCAGGAUGCUCCGCCAGCGGGUGAAACGCCGCACCUCGAAGGCGGGGCGGAGGUGCAGACAACCAGUGAGGAGACGGACGAAGAGAGCGUCGAUGUGGCCGGCGUCAGCGAGGGCCAGCUGCGGUGGGACGUCGACGAGGAAACACGUGAGCUGACGACCGCGGCCGAGGCGAUGCAGCACCAACUGGGGCUGAUAUGCAGAUGCACCGAGGUGCUGCGGCAGUUUGUGGAAGGUCAGGAGGACGUGAAGGAAGCUCCGCAGGGAAGUGCGAAGGCGCAGAAGACGCGGAAGGGCAGAGCGAGGGCGGCCGUGGCAAGGCUGAAAAUGGCCGGCCGGCCGUCGUACGCGGAGGAACUGUGCGACACCAUCAAGACGACAACUGCAGGCACGACGGCGCUCUUGAUCGACGCGACACCUUACUGCGCCCUUUCUCGUGCGAAAGCCGACGACUUGGUUGCGGCCGAGGAUGAGAAGGGGGAGGAUAGUCGUAGCUUGCCAACGACGCUGCGUGAUGACGCCGCAUCGAAGGCGGGCGAGCCGUACGCGGCACAGGGCGGCAGUGGCAGCGUUCGCCCGCUUCCCUCUCUUGACGCGCCCCACACUUUAUGGUCGAGCUGGUUUGAGCCCUUCGCCGAUUAUCUCUCCAGGGAGGUCUGUGACCCGUUGGAGCAACUCGAGGCGCUUAUUUUGGAGUCCACCAGCAGCACCGUCGCGUCGCCCGUGGCAGCCACCGUCGUCUCCGUCAGCGUUGAGGAGGCCAACGGCAGCGUGAAUGACGGCGGCGCCGUGCCCACUGCCCCGCGGAACGUCGUCGGGGCGCGGGUCGUGCUGGGGGAGACACGACGACAGCGCCGAUCUGUCGCGGCAGCCGCACGACAGGCCCAGCGGCCGGGUGCUGAUGCCACAAGGCUGCAAACGGAGACAGGGAACAGUACAAAACACCUGGGAGACAGCGCUGCUACUGCUGCUGUUGCCAGUGCUGACGCGGCCUUCCCAUCGCCCCCGCUGCUGCCGUCGUUGGGACUGGCCAGGGCGAUGGUGCGGUUGUGCCACGAGAUGGCGGACGGGAGGUGCGUGUCGUGCAACUCUGUUGCACAACCGACUCGUUCGCUGGAGGGGGCAAUAGGUGGCAGCACAACAGCAGCCGCAGCGGACGAGGAGAAGGCCGAGGGAAAGACGAGGUCUGCGGACGGCGCGCACGUGUCGCACCCCUCUCCGCUCGUCUCGUUCUGUCACGCCGCCCAUCACCGCACACUCUCCACCGCGUCCGGGGCGUCGGCACGUGCGCUGGGGUCCGCCAGCGUUGCGCAGUCGCUUCAGGAGCACAUCCACGCUGUACGUGACGUGCUGCAUCGAGUGCAGACGCAGCUGGAGGCGGAGCGGCGUCGCUGGGCUACACUGCCGGAGUUACUGCCGUGCUUGGCGGCGGAAUGGAGCUCCGUGCACGAGAUUGUAGACGAGGAGGCGUCAACGCGGCGGCAGCUGCAGCUCACGUGUGCGACCCAACGCAGGAAGACGUCGAGGGACGCGGAGGCCCGACUGGCGAAGGACGCAGCCAUCGCCGAUGCCGAGGCGGCAGCUGCAGCAGCGAAGAGGGAGGAAGAAGAGGUGGGGGAAGAGGCCUCUAAAGCGGCCCCGCCACCGGCGCUCUCGUCAGCGGAAGGUAAAGGGGUUGAGGCUCCCUUGCCGAAGCCGACCGCAGCGGACCAGACGGAGACCGCACCGCCAGCGGAGACGAGCGUUGAGCACGGCGGCGCCGCGCAAGCCACAACGCAGGGUCCUCCUGCCGUCCAAUGUCCCCACAACACUGCUGCUCCUCAUAGCGCGGAGGUGACGCGGCAGGCGAGUGGCGCAGACGAGCAGGAGGCGGUGGAAGCAGAGGAUUCCGCGACGCAGGCUAUGCGCGGUGCCGCGACGGUGAAAGCCAUGAAGGAGGCCGACAAGGAGAGGGUACGCGAAGAGCCUUCGCCGCCGCAGCCACCGUCGUCCACGUCGUCUCCCACGACCCCUUCACCUGCGACGGACGCCGCAUUGCUCGAAGAGGAGGAAGAACAGACCACAACAGAGGCGGUUGCCGCUACGCGUGGGCUGGAGACGAAGACGCGGGCGGGCGACAGCAGCACCGCGUCCGUCGCCUCAGCGCAGGAGUCCGCCUCCUCCUCCUCCGCCCCCACCACGUCGGUGAGGAAGCAGGCCGUUCCUCAGCUGUCCCUUAACACGUCGGAUGUCGCUCCUCGAACCCCGCCUCGGCCGCUGCAAACCGCACCCACCAGUAGCAUCAGCAAUAGGGGAAGCAGCAAAGGCAGCACGGUGGCGACGAGCAACGAAAAGAAGCUGCGCCACCGGAACAAGCAGCAGCAGCAGCAGCAGCAGCGUCCUAACGCAGCCCGCAUCUCAGCUACGGGCACCCCUAUCACGACCUCCUCCGCCGGACUCCGAUCGCGCACUUCUUCUUCCUCCUUCGCGUUCCCCUCUUCCACAACUGGGCCCUCCAAUUCUUCUGCUGGUGUCACCGCUUCCGCAAGUAACGGCAAUCAUGGUGCGAUGCAGGUGGGGCGGCAAGCACCUCAGGACGCCUUCCAUGGUUUGCUGAACCUGCACGUGGAUGUCGCGCUGCUUCGCGAAGCCGCGCCUUUCAUCGUCCUUGGAACCGCUUUGUUUUUGCUUUUCCUCCUUUUGUAG